Nicrophorus vespilloides is the source of this 840-nucleotide messenger RNA. RefSeq lists its product as uncharacterized. Bases 1 to 840 code for a protein of 279 amino acids. The transcript has 4 exons. Lineage: Eukaryota; Metazoa; Arthropoda; Insecta; Coleoptera; Silphidae. The record is from RefSeq and is a predicted model, not a curated record.
AUGAACGGAAAAGUGAUCUGUGUUGUGGCCCUCUGUUUCGUUGCCUUGGCAACCGCUGGACCAGCCGUCGACGAUGCACCGAGUCAAAAUCUGGUUCAUGCCAAUGAUGACACUUCCGUCGAAGAUGCCCUCAUGAAGAAGCUGAACAACAAAUGCUCGAACCACGACGUAUCCUCAUGCAUGAUGCUGAAACUGAUGACGUAUUUCAACAGGCUUCUGAAGAAGUCACAAAUCGAGUUAGGAGAUUUGGAAAUAACGCAAACUUCAACCGAAACCGUAACCUUGGCUUCAGCUCGUAGCUUAGGAGAUGAUCAAGCUAGCGAGGAAACUCAACUGACUGCUGUUCUCGCUGAUAAAGCUUUGAACUUCUUGAGGACCAGAUCUUUGAAGUGGAAGGUAACUGACGAUGCUGAAGUUGUUUUGGCCGGAAAAGGAGAUAAGGAUGGAGGCAUCAACUUAGGAUUAUCUCUUCGUCCAACUCCAAACACUGAAGGAGAUGCUCGUAAGAAGAAGGACAGCGGUAUGGGAGCUCUCAUCGCCGCCGCCGCUUUGAAGAUUGGUUUGCUUAAAGCUUUGGCCUUCAAAGCUCUCGUCCUCCUCGUAGGAAAGGCUCUCCUCGUCAGCAAACUUGCCCUCGUCCUUGCAGCAGUCAUCGGUUUGAAGAAACUCUUCUCCCAAGAAAAGCACGUCACCUACGAAGUCGUAGCUCAUCCCCAUCACGAAACCCAUCACGAGCAUUCCGUCUCUGGUGGACACGGAGAUUACUCUUCAGGUGGAUGGGCCAGGCAAUACGAGACUGGUAACAGCAUGGCCUACCGUGGACAAAUCCCAACCCACUAA